Messenger RNA from Colletes gigas, 6568 nucleotides. RefSeq names its product serine/threonine-protein kinase Genghis Khan (gene gek). Gene Ontology annotation, molecular function: protein serine/threonine kinase activity; ATP binding. Gene Ontology annotation, biological process: actomyosin structure organization; peptidyl-threonine phosphorylation. The transcript has 27 exons. Gene Ontology annotation, cellular component: cytoskeleton; cytoplasm. Bases 958 to 6540 code for a protein of 1860 amino acids. Lineage: Eukaryota; Metazoa; Arthropoda; Insecta; Hymenoptera; Colletidae. The record is from RefSeq and is a predicted model, not a curated record.
CGCGCGUAUAUCCAUCUACAUGCUGAACUGUCAUAGGUACUUUCAAUGACGUAGGACUGCCAUAUUUUUUUCUAUAUGGGGCCUGCCAGGGGGUCAGCCAAAUUGUUGGGGGUUUGGAGGUGGCCAUGCAAGAUGUUUUGUGAUAAUCGAAUGGUGCGCAUAAUAAACAAUUAAACUAAUAUAAUAAAGGGGCGCGUCGUUUCGGCAGAUAUGCUCGAAUCGUUCGAGCAAAUGGUCCGGAUCGGCAAGGAAAGAGCCUUUCACACAAAACAUCCUUCUCACAUGCGAUAGGAAUUUUACGUGACAAAUUUGAUUCGGGAACGAGUGUGUGGUGCCGCGUCGAGGUUAUACCAGAAAUUGGGACAAUGGGGCUUUAAGAUUCGUCUACGUUCUAUCGUUUAACUAUUAACAUUAAACAAGUACUGUACAGUUUCGCUAUGCAAUACAAAUCCGUUUUGCGAUACGAGUUGUCUUGGUGAUUUUGUUGAAUACGGUGAUCGCCGAAUGCGGUGCCCUACCCCGUCGCACUAUUUUUGUCUGUACGUUUUAUUUACACGUAUUUCUCUUGUUGCGUGUUUUCUUCGCCAAAUAUUUUGGCUAUCUUUGUAGCAGUUACGUAAUUUCCGACGUGAGUAAUUCCGGCACCAUGGCCGAUGAUGAAUUAAAUGAAACUCGAUUGUUUUACACGUAGUGGCGUGCGGACAUAUAUACUACAUAAAGUUAAAGGGAAUUGAUUUUUGACAUUCUUUGUACAAGGAUAAAAAAGAGUCGGAAGCUUGUUGGUAAUUCGCUGGUAACAUGAACGGGAAACUACUGCCGCACUGUUGUAAACAAAAUUAAUGUUUAAACAGUGAAAGUGAUCCUAGUUAGAUAUGUCUAUUGGAAAUUAUCUUCUUAAGGAUUCUCAUCACACCAUAAUGUGGUGGUUUAUGAUACUACUGAAUAAUAUUGUUAAGAAUGACAGAAGUAGUAUCCAAAGAUUUUGGUAAGGAGCAUCCUUAUCGAAAAAGAGACAUGUCAGAUUCGUCGCAACACCAAUAUAAUCAACCUCCUCCUGAUAUUAUGCCAAAGGGGCUUGCGAUCAAUGGCAUUGGAGGAAGGUUACGCCAAUUGGAAGCCCUUUUUAUUGGUGGUCCUGUACAAGGAGAAGGAAGAGUUGGCCACACAUUUUCUAUCGAGACACUUAUUGAUAUUUUACUUGUCUUAUACGACGAGUGUUGUAAUUCUUCCUUACGACGCGAAAAGACUGUCUCAGAUUUUAUUGAAUUUGUGAAACCAGUGGCUACUUGCAUAAAGAGUUUGCAAUUAGCACGCGAGGAUUUUGAGAUAGUAAAAGUUAUUGGUAGAGGUGCAUUUGGGGAAGUAUGUGUUGUAAGAAUGCGUGGUUCAGACAAAGUAUUUGCAAUGAAAAUUUUGAACAAAUGGGAAAUGCUAAAGCGUGCAGAAACUGCAUGCUUUAGGGAGGAGCGAGAUGUACUAGUGUAUGGUGAUCGAAGAUGGAUCACAAAUCUUCAUUAUGCCUUUCAAGAUGACAAUAAUUUGUAUUUGGUCAUGGAUUAUUACUGUGGUGGAGAUCUGUUAACACUGUUGAGCAAAUUCGAGGACCGCCUUCCAGAAGAUAUGGCACGUUUUUACAUUGCUGAAAUGGUUCUAGCUAUUGGGUCCAUACAUGACUUACGUUAUGUGCAUCGUGAUAUUAAACCCGAUAAUGUUCUGUUAGAUGCAAAUGGUCAUAUUAGAUUAGCUGAUUUUGGAUCUUGUUUACGAUUGUUUGAAGAUGGUACCGUACAAAGUAAUGUUGCUGUUGGUACACCGGACUAUAUCUCACCAGAAAUAUUAAGGGCAAUGGAAGAUGGACAAGGACAAUAUGGACCCGAAUGUGAUUGGUGGUCAUUAGGGGUAUGCAUGUACGAAAUGCUUUAUGGUGAGACACCUUUUUAUGCAGAAUCUCUAGUCGAAACCUAUGGGAAAAUUAUGAAUCAUAAGAAUUGCUUUGACUUUCCAACCGAUGAUAUGUAUGAAGUUUCUGAAGAAGCUAAGGAUUUAAUGAAAAAAUUAAUAUGUAGCUCGGAAUUUAGAUUAGGUCAAAAUGGAAUUGACGAUUUUAAGAAACACCCAUGGUUUGAUGGAGUAAACUGGGAUACUCUUAGAGACAGCACUGCACCUUACAUUCCUGAAGUUUCCUCGCCAACCGAUACAUCAAAUUUUGAUGUUGAUGAUACAGAUGUUCGCAGUUCCGAUGCUGUUCCACCAGCAGCGAAUUCUGCGUUUUCUGCGCUUCACUUACCAUUUGUUGGUUUCAGUUUUACCCAAGGAAGUUGCAUAUCAGAUCUGGGUUGUUUGCCUGUUAUAACUCAAAAGGAUAAACGCGUGCAGUUGCUUGAGGAAGAAAAUGCGCAAUUAACGCAAACACUUGAGGAGUUAAAGAAGCAAAUUAAUACGAGUCAUUCUCCACCUGGAAUAUCACCAGAUUCUAAUAAUGCAACAAGAAAACUUCAGGAUGAAAUAAAUACACUUACCAAACGCAAUUGUGAGUUAGAGUCUCAAUUAAAGUCUAUGGAAGUUCCACAUGAAUUACGCAAUCUAGACAACGGCGAUAUAACAAAACUACGAGAAUUAGAAAAGUUAGUGCGUUCUCUUCGAUCGGAGAAGGAAGAAGCUGUGAAGGAUAAGUUGGAUGCACAAGAGAAGCUUAAAUAUCAAGAUAAAGAACUGAAAGACGCAUUAACACAACGUAAAUUGGCAAUGGCUGAAUACACUGAAGUCACAGACAAGUUAUCAGAGUUAAGACAACAAAAGCAAAAGUUGUCUAGACAAGUUAGAGAUAAAGAGGAAGAAUUGGAAGUUGUAAUGCAAAAGGUUGAUAGUUUGCGGCAUGAUAUUCGGAAAGCCGAGAAAUUACGUAGAGAGCUAGAAAAUCGAGUUGAAGAGGCAAUGGCAGAAACGAGUAAAGAGAGAAAGUUACGAGAGCGUAGCGAAGAAUAUUGUAAACAGAUGCAAGAGGAGACUGAAAAAAUUAGACAAAGAUCUAUGGGAAAUGAUGUAAGCGCGAAUCAUGCAUUGGCAACGCAGGAAAUUAAUAGGUUAAAAGCCGAAGUAGAGAAACUUGAGGUUCAGUACAAUGAAAACUUGAACCAACAACAAAGUAGGUUUAAUCUCGACAUACGUAGUCUUCAAGAACAACUACACGAGACCGAAACAAGAAGAGAUUUAUUGGAAAGGGAAAUACAAUUAACGAAAGAAAAACUAGAUGCUGCAAGGUUGGAGAAUAUUACCGAUAGCGAAGAGACCAUAAAUGAUUUGAGCAGACGCCACGAAAGAGAAAAAACUAUGCUAGUCGAAGAGAACAAAAAACUUAUGUUAGAACUUAACACUCUUACCGAUAGUGUUAAUAGAAUACAAGGUGAAAGGCGACAGUUGGAAGAAGAAUACGAAGAAUUAAGGAAUAAGAAAGAAGCGAUUGCACAAUGGGAAGCCCAGAUUACUGAAAUUAUUCAGUGGGUGUCCGAUGAAAAAGAUGCAAGAGGAUAUUUGCAGGCGUUAGCAACAAAAAUGACAGAAGAGCUAGAAUUUUUGAAACACUCUGGUGGUGUCGGUAGUGUCGGAAGUGGUUCUACAAUGGCAGACAAAAACUGGCGAAAUCGUAGAUCACAAAAGCUUGAUAAAAUGGAGCUUUUAAAUUUACAAAGUUCUUUGCAAAGUGAAAUACAAGCCAAACAGGCGAUAUCUGAAGAGCUUACGAAGACUCGUUCAGAUUUAAUUGCUGCUCAAAAGGAAUUAAGAGACUUCAGACAACGAUUUGAUACACUCACGCACGAGAUAAAACGCAAAGAAAUGCAAAUAAAAGAGUUACAAGCAAGGCUUGACACAGGCGACGGCUCUGUCCUAUCCAGCAAAACGUCAAGCAAAUCUCCAAACAUCGUUUGCACCAAACCCCAACGCAUCAUCGUUCAUCAGCCGUCGUCGCCCCUACCAGUAAUGCGUGCUCCCCGCGUCACGACAUGUCGCUUAUUAACUAGAUUCGUUCCCGUCAACACAUUCAUCAGUCAGAAUGCCGUCGCCAUCGUAUCGCCACCUGUUUUAGAACGUCCUACAUCUCAAAUGUCAUAUCUGGAACAUUUUUUGAAAGAAACAGCAAGCAGUACGCGUCAUGGAAGUGCAGAUAGCGUAGAAGCUGAUAUCGAGGAUAAUCGUGCGCCAAGUAUUUCCAGCAGUAAAAGUAAUUUGUCUGAACUUAGCAUUGAUCCAACAUCGCCGUUGUCCCAUGAACUUCUAAAUAAAUCAUCAACAGCUCAUGGACAACUCAGUCUUCAACCAAAACCCAAAUCUCAUCAAUUCUUAGUACGAACAUUUUCUGCGCCAACAAAGUGUAACCACUGUACUUCGUUGAUGGUGGGUUUAACGAGACAAGGAGUAGUGUGCGAAGUUUGUGGCUUUGCAUGUCAUAUGCCCUGUUGCGACAAGGUUCCACCAAUGUGCCCUGUACCCCACGAUCAAACAAAACGACCUCUAGGUAUUGAUCCUACGCGGGGUAUUGGUACAGCUUACGAAGGGUAUGUAAAAGUGCCAAAAAUGGGUGGAGUGAAGAAAGGUUGGGUUCGUCAAUUUGUGGUCGUUUGCGACUUUAAGUUAUUUCUUUACGACAUUUCGCCAGAUCGUAAUGCAUUACCAUCUGUAUAUGUAUCUCAAGUCCUAGACAUGCGGGACGAAGAAUUUAGUGUUAGUUCUGUUCGAGAUUCGGAUGUCAUACAUGCUACAAAGAAAGACAUUCCGUGCAUAUUUAGGAUAACAACAUCUCUGCUAGAACCGCCUGGAUUGAGGAAUCAUACGUUAAUGCUUGCAGACACUGAUAGUGAGAAAACAAAAUGGGUAGUCGCUUUGGGUGAACUGCAUAGAAUACUAAAGAAAAACAAUCUUCCUAAUACAACGAUUUUUAGAGCAAAAGAAUUAUUAGAUAAUACAUUGGCGCUCAUUAAAAAUGUGAUGUCAGGAGCAAUUAUUGAUCCAGAUCGUCUAGUCAUUGGCACAGAAGAAGGUCUCUUCUGUUUAGAUUUAGAUCGUAGUGAAAUUGCAAGAGUUGGGGAAGGCAAGAAAAUAUACUUAUUGGAAUAUGUAACGGAAGAACAAUUAAUUGUAGUUUUAAGUGGAAAACAACGUCAUGUACGGCUGGUUCCAGUACGUGCAUUAGAUGGAGAUGAAGUUGAAUGGAUUAAAGUUGCAGAGACUAAAGGAUGCAUUACUCUAACAACGGGUAUAGUACGUCGUAAUCCAUUAACAUAUUGUUUGUGUGUCGCCAUAAAGAAACAGAAUGCAUCACAGGUGAUUGUCUACGAAAUAACACGUACGAAAACACGUCAUAAACGUAUACGUGAAUUAAUGUUACCAUGUCACGCACAAACUUUACAAGUUCUCUCCGAAGGUCGUUUUUGUGUCGGAUAUCCUUCCGGUUUUUCUAUCUACAGCAUUUUAGGAGACCAUCACCCUAUUUCAUUGGUCCAUUCUGAGAAUACGCUCUUAGGUUUUCUCACAUACAGUGCUGUGGAUGCUUUACGUUGCAUCGAAUUACCACACGGUGAAUUCUUAUUAGUCUUCCAUACAUUGGCAGUAUAUGUUGAUAGCCAAGGCAGAAAGAUUAGAGAUCGCGAAAUUAUGUAUCCUGCUGUUCCUACAGCAGUUAGCUAUUGCGAAGGUUAUUUACUAGUUUAUAGCGAGACCCACAUCGAUGUAUUUGACUGUACAACAGGAGAUUGGUUGCAAACACUUAACGUAAAACGAGCACGACCAUUGAAUACUUCAGGUUCUCUAACAUCUUGCGUCAUUAACGAUAUGCCUCAUGUUAUUUUUCUGAGCAAUUUACAUCAACGAGAAUUACUCAAUUUAACACCACUAGACGCAAGCGGUAGACAAAUGACAAGACCACGACGAAGAUUUUCAUUAAGAGAGGGGAAUAGGGCUGUUCGUCCUACAGACAGACGUUCCAAAAUGAUAUCUGCCCCGACGAAUUUCAACCAUGUCAGUCAUUUGGGUCCAGGUAAUGGAAUACAGAUACAGCGAUUGUUAGAUUUGCCUACUACGCUUGAGACAGCUGAUCAGCAGCAUAGUGGUCAUCACAGUAGCUCUCAUCUUCACAGCAGUCAACAAAGAUUGUAUGGGCCUGCUCUUCAAACACCAAGCAAACCAGCGCCAUUACCUCCAAGGCACCCUCCUUCUGACACGCGACGACUAAGUUCUCAUAUACCUAGAAAUUCUGGAUAUUCGCCGCAUAACGGUUCAACAUCGUCACGUAGAGGACCGGCACCUCCAAGACCAACUGCUACUCCACCUUCGUUACCGCGUACUCCUGUGGACCAAGUUGAUUCCGAAUCCGUGCAUCUACGAUCCCAUACUCCGCUUUCUCUCGGCAGUACCGCAUCUUUACACGAUAAGGAACACACCUCUGGUGGAAGUCCUAGACAUUCAAUAGCUUCAAACAACAGUUCAAAUCCAUCGACGCCUCCAAGUCCAGCCCACGAUCAUGGUUCAUCUUCGUAUGACUCGUAAAAAAUUUAACACUUUUAUUGGUACGGAU